UUGCCCUGGGCUUUUCGACUUUUGGGCAGGAAAGGGCAUUUUGACGGUGGGAGAGCAACUGGGAGUUCUAUCAUUAAUGCGAGCUAAAAAGUAGCCUCCCCAACAAGAUCGACUGGAAAGUGUAAUGGCGCUAUAGUUUUCAUAUUCUAGAUGGCGAUAUUCCUCAGAGCCAAAAAUUGCUUGUUAUGUACUCUCAAAUCCCUAACCAACUCACAGCAGAGGUUCAGCCAUACUUUAACUGAACAAGCUCGAUUAUCCCGUGGAAUGGGGUACUCUGAUUCUAGGGCUCAACAAAGCUCCACUAUUGACAUGUCGGGUUGGAAAAAGAUAAAUGCAAAGCGUGUUGGUGUGACCCAUUCUAUGAUUCCAGCUCACCUAUGGAUUGUUUUGAAAAUUCUGCAGGGUAAAGGAUUUCAAGCUUACUUAGUUGGUGGAUGUGUGAGAGAUUUACUUCUUAAUAGAAUACCUAAAGAUUUUGAUGUGGUCACGACAGCUAAGCUUAAAGAGGUUAAGAAGCAAUUUUUUCGCUCUGUGAUUGUUGGACGCCGGUUUCCUAUAUGCAGGGUGCAUAUUAGAAGUUCAGUAGUUGAGGUAUCCAGUUUUGAGACAGUAGCAAAACAUGCUGAAGAAAAAGAAAAGGUACUUUUAUCUCAAAUGCCAAGUGGCAGUGAUAAAAAAGACUUUGUCUGCUGGAGAAAUAGCAUGCAUCGGGAUUUCACAAUUAACAGUUUAUUCUUUGACCCUUUCAAGAAUCAAAUAUGUGAUUAUGUCAAUGGCUUAGCAGAUUUGAAGUCCUUAAAGCUACGAACCAUAUUCCCUGCUCACUUGUCAUUCCAAGAGGAUUGUGCAAGAAUCUUGCGGGGAUUGAGAAUUGCAGGCCGUCUGGGAUUGUCAAUUUCAGAGGACACUGAAAUUGCUAUGCGUAAACUUUCAUCUUCUGUCAAGAGUUUGGACAAGUCCAAGAUAAUGAUGGAAUUGAACUACAUGCUAUCUUAUGGAGCUGCUGAGUCUACUAUCUGUUUGCUUCAGAGAUUCAACCUUCUUGAACUUUUUCUUCCAUUUCAUGCAGCAUACCUUAAUCAACAGGUUGGUGAAACAUAUCGGAGUUCCUCGAUGUUGAUGAAAUUGUUCUUCAAUUUGGAUACAUUGGUCAGUUGCAAUCAACCUUGUGACUGCAGUCUAUGGGUUGGACUACUAGCAUUUCACCUAGCAUUAGUAACUAAUCCGCAAGAUGCUUUUGUUGUCUGGGUCUUUGCUUCUGUCCUGUAUCAUGGAAAGUGGAAGGAAGGUGUUAAAUUUGCGAGAGAAAAUGCCAAAUUGCAAGUUAAAUUUGUACCUGAGAUCUCAGGGUUUUCUGAAUUUAAAACAGAUAAAGAACUUGCAAAAGAAGCUAGUCAUUUAGCAGCCUUGGUUCGAGAUUCUGUUGGUACCUUGAUUGAUACAGAUAUUCUUGUCCGUUCCAUGUCCAAAUACCCAGUUUCCCCAAGUUCUGGUUUGGUAUUUGUACCGAAGAAAACAGGAAAUCAUGUUGCUCAACUUUUUGAUGUGCUGUUGAAUGAUGUUGAAUCUUACGAAAGUGGAAGAGAGAAUUUCAUGAUUGACUACUUCCAACUUGGAAAAGGGAAUCAACAUGAGACUAGAUUUGUACUUGGCAAAGUUAUUUUGGAAACUUUGAGUAGUGGACUUAUUAAAGUAGGAAUGGAGGUUGGGAGGGAGGUGCCUGAGGUCAUUGAUGAGAAACAUGAUCCAAUACCUUCUGAUCUGGAAAAGUAUCAAACUGAAAUGCGGAAGGAUAAAAAACGUAAGAACGAGGUGGAUUUGGAAGAUAAGUCCCAGGAGGUGCCCAAGAAGCGCCAGAAAGCAGGUGAGACAAGUCAAUUGCCUGAAGGAGAACUAAAUAAGAUGCAAGAGAAUUUGUUAGAGAAAAAAAAGCAUCAGUUGCAAUGCCAGGCAAAGAAUGAUAAAAGGUCUGGAACUGUUCAGAAGAAGAGCCACGAUAUGGCUAGAAAACAUAUGAAGGUGAUAAACAAAGUGAAGCAUCAUCAGUUACAUGAUGAUGAAUCUAAGCAGUUAAAUGUGUCUGGGAGUAGUAAUUUAAGCAACGCUGAGAAAAUGAAGUGGGAAGAAAAGAAAGAUUGCCAUGUAUUAUUGCAAGAGUUGGUAAAGGAGAAAACUGAAAAACUCUCAAAGAUAUUGGUUGAGAGGAAACAUGGUCAACCUUCACUGUCGAGUCUUUUCAGGAGGUGAGAGUAUUACUUGACGUAAAAUACGUGCAAAACAUUGUGGAGCAGCGUUGCUAGUCUCUUUAUUUUUAGGGAUCAGAAUUGCCAUUAAGAUAUGAAAUGAAUGGUUUUGAAUGAAACUGAAAGCUGAUGGCAGCCUGUUCAGAUUUAACAACUUAUAACAAAAUGAAAAGAUUACUCUCUUUUUGCAAGUUUGAUAGAAUUACCAUUAGUGGAUUGAAAAGUCACCAUAGCAUAAAAAUGCUGUAUAAUAUUACCUUUUUUCAAGUUUUGAAUAGUGUAAGAGCAUGGAAUGUCUCAUGUGAUCCAUUCAGUUUUGAAUUAGUUUUGUAGGAUGCGUGUUGUACACUUGACUAGGAAAUGAAGCUUAUCUAAUAGAUAAUUGAAGUUUUGCUUCUCUUGAUUUAUUUAA
Hevea brasiliensis (rubber tree) is the source of this 2655-nucleotide messenger RNA. RefSeq lists its product as uncharacterized. Lineage: Eukaryota; Viridiplantae; Streptophyta; Magnoliopsida; Malpighiales; Euphorbiaceae. The coding region runs from base 151 to 2247 and encodes 698 amino acids. The record is from RefSeq and is a predicted model, not a curated record. Gene Ontology annotation, biological process: RNA processing. The transcript has 15 exons. Gene Ontology annotation, molecular function: nucleotidyltransferase activity; RNA binding.